Brassica rapa (field mustard) is the source of this 1128-nucleotide messenger RNA. Its product is annotated as nuclear transcription factor Y subunit A-4. Gene Ontology annotation, biological process: regulation of DNA-templated transcription. Lineage: Eukaryota; Viridiplantae; Streptophyta; Magnoliopsida; Brassicales; Brassicaceae. Gene Ontology annotation, cellular component: CCAAT-binding factor complex. The record is from RefSeq and is a predicted model, not a curated record. Gene Ontology annotation, molecular function: DNA-binding transcription factor activity; DNA binding.
GCCUUGGGUUUAUUUUAUUACACAGCGUUACGUAUCGUCUCCCUCACUCCAUAUGUUUCGUAGUUUCCAGAGUUGACCUAUCCAGUGAGAGUGUCAAAACGGCAUGGUGUCUAUCAAUGGUGUAGAAGAACGCUCUGAAGUGUAAAGGUUAAUCUUUGAAACGGCAGGCUCUCUGUUUGUCAUUUCGUCUCUUUCUUUAAGAGCCAAAAGAAAAAGGAGAGACCUUUAUCGAUUUUGUGAGGGUAAGAUCCAGAGAUUGCAUCAGCUUCAACAUUUAUUAUAAAAUCCAGGUAAUUCUUUUGUUGUUUUCCCACCACGAUUUUUAAAAAAUUCUAGCUUUGGUGUUCUUGUACUGCUUCUUGGAUAAGCUUUUGCUGUGAAACUAGAGUUUGUCUCAUGAGACAUGACUUCUUCAGUGCAUGAGCUCUCAGAUAACAAUGAAAGUCAUAAGAAGCAAGAACGUCCAGAUUCCCAAACUCCACCACCGGUUCCUUCAGGACCGUGUUCUGAAUCUAUAGAUACAAGCUCCGUCUACUCAGAGCCGAUGGCGCAUGGGCUCUACCCGUAUCCAGAUCCUUACUACAGAAGCGUCUUUGCACAUCAAGCGUAUCUUCCACAUCCAUUUCCUGGGGUUCAAAUGCAGUUAAUGGGAAUGCAUCAACAAGUGGUUCCAUUACAGUGUGAUGCAGUCGAGGAGCCUGUGUUUGUUAACGCAAAGCAAUACCACGGUAUACUCAGGCGUAGGCAAUCCAGGGCAAAACUUGAGGCUCGGAACAGAGCCAUCAAGUCAAAAAAGCCAUAUAUGCAUGAGUCUCGGCAUUUGCAUGCGAUAAACCGUCCAAGGGGAUGUGGAGGCCGGUUUCUGAAUGCUAAGAAGAAGAAUGGAGACCGUAAGGAAGAGGAGGAGGAGGCAACCUCUGAUGAGAACACUUCAGAAGCAAGUUCUAGCAUCAGGUCUGAGAAAGCAGCCAUGGGUCCUAAUGUCAGUAGAUCUUGAGUAAAGGCUCCUGCACAACAACAAGUUUAGUUUUGUAUUUUGGGUGGAUGUUUGUAUCAGUGGAAUAUUGUUUUUAUUGUUUUGGACACUCUCUGUAGACUGUGUAUAGGUUUAUUAUUGCUUGGAGCAGA